Molecule: messenger RNA, 310 nt
Organism: Eimeria maxima
Lineage: Eukaryota; Apicomplexa; Conoidasida; Eucoccidiorida; Eimeriidae
Product: 3'-5' exoribonuclease csl4, putative
Exons: 4
Biological process (GO): RNA processing
Cellular component (GO): cytoplasm; nuclear exosome (RNase complex)
Molecular function (GO): RNA binding
Source: RefSeq, a predicted model, not a curated record
AUGUCGAUAAUUCGUACACCUGGUGAAUUAUUAGGGUCUGCAGCAGACUAUGAGGCAGGAGAAGGAAUAACAGCCCUAAAUAGGAUGUUAGCUGAAGUUGCUGUCUUGGCUGUUGAUGGUCAUGUCCUCCCUGAGCCAUUCAAGGGAGCCAUCAGGGCACAAGACGUAAGGGAGACAGUUACUGAGGACUUUGAUAUGGCGGAGUGUUUUCAGCCAUCAGACGUUGUGCGUGCAGAAGUGCUAUCUGUAGACGGUCGUGUAUAUCUAUUAGGAACAGCAGCAGAAGAAUUUGGUGUUUUAUGCGCGGAUA